AUGGCGGCGAAAGAGGAGGAGCUCGACGAGGAGCAGCUCCUCGCCCGGGAGGAAGCCAUGAAAGCUGAGGAGGCCUUGAUGGCGGACCUGCGACGCAAGGCCGCGGAGAUGGACGCGACGCGGAUGCGCGAGCAGCAGCUCUCAAAGGUGAGCCGCCGCAGGGUCCAGCACCACUGGCUCAAGAUCAUGCGCCAGGUCAAAGCGGAAGAGCUGCUCAGAGACGUCGAGGUGCUGUCGCAGGCGCACGAACACCUCUGCGACCGGAAGGAUGCGGAGAUCGAGCAGCUGGCGCGCGAGCUCGACAUCGCCGAGGAGCAGCACCGCGCCUCCCUCCGCUCGCACACCGCGCAGUUGGACGCCCUCGCCAACCUCCAGCACCGCCUGGUCCGCCACCUGGACGACGAGUUCCGCCGCAACCUCCGAUCGUUGACGAGAGAAUUCCAAAACGAGCGCGACGGCGUCGACGCCACGCACCGAAAGAGGCGCGACGAGAUGCUCGAGCUCAUCGACGCCAUGGAACGCCAACACGCGGAAUCGAACGCACGCGCGCAGAACGACUUCGAGACGGCCCGCGAGGAGAUCAAAAACAGGAACGGCGAAGAGUACAACGCGCUCCGGCUCACGCUGGAGCAAUCCAUCGACGCGCUGGAGAAGGCGCUGAACGACGCGCACGUCGAGUACGUCGACGAGACGGGUUCGAGGUCCGAAUCGUUCAAAGAGCUCACCGCUAAGGACGCCGACGCCGCCGCGACGAUGGCGAAGCGUUCGCGACGCAUCGAUCGCAUGCAAACGCAGCUGGCGCACUUGAGAAGGCGGCACGCGGCGACUGAGGCUGAGUGGGCGGAACGCAACGAGACGCUGCGAAAGGAAAAGGAGUCGAUGCAAAAGCACUACCGCGAGCUGACGAAGAAGAUGAAGGACUCGAGGGCGACGGAACGUUCGAGGUUACAAGCUUUAGUGGAGGCGUCCGCGGAGGCUUCCAAGGCGGUGGACGCGAAGAUCGCGAGGGCGGAGAAGAUCUUGAAACUCGCCGAGAUGGCUCGGAAACUGGAGACGGAGGAGGAGAAGAUCGACCCGUUCAACGACGCGAACGAAGGCGUCGCCGGGACGUUCGAGCACGGCCGCGGUUCGCUGUCAUCGUGGGGUUCGCUGCCCGCAUUUCCGAACGAACCCGUGGAUGAGUACGAGUACAUGAACAGGUUCUUCGACAGGUACAACAAGGUAUUCCUGGACACCCGCGCGGUGGACGGCGAACGCGAGAGGCUCGCCGAGGAGAACGCCGACCUGCGCGAUGUUCUGAAGCGGUACCUGGACGGCGUCAGCGUCAACGACGAGAUCGUGAGGGAAUCUUUGCCGGGCGGCCAGGGCAACACGUUGAUGGUGGUGAACGAGCGCACCGAGGUGCUGCGGAGGCAGAAGGCUCGGCUGGAGCGCGAGCGCGCGGCGGAGCGGGAGAUGGCGGCGCUGCGUAUGCAGGACACCGCGAGGUUGGAGGUGACCGGGCGAAGCGACGUUCAGGCGGAGGAGGCGCGGGAGGUUGAGGUGAUGGUUCGGUCCUACUGA
This is a messenger RNA of Micromonas commoda, 1563 nucleotides long. RefSeq lists its product with no specific name. Lineage: Eukaryota; Viridiplantae; Chlorophyta; Mamiellophyceae; Mamiellales; Mamiellaceae. Gene Ontology annotation, cellular component: axonemal dynein complex; axoneme. The record is from RefSeq and is a predicted model, not a curated record. The coding region runs from base 1 to 1563 and encodes 520 amino acids. The transcript is spliced from 2 exons. Gene Ontology annotation, biological process: cilium-dependent cell motility; axonemal dynein complex assembly; regulation of cilium movement.